Molecule: messenger RNA, 315 nt
Organism: Gongylonema pulchrum
Lineage: Eukaryota; Metazoa; Nematoda; Chromadorea; Rhabditida; Gongylonematidae
Source: the annotation of a GenBank genome assembly
UAUGGCAAAGAUAUGUUGCGUGGAGAAGCUGCGGCAAUGGCUUCAUACAUUGCACAGGGAAAGCGCAUACCACGCCGUGGCGAAAUUGGCCUUUCAUCUGCAGAAAUCUCGGAGUAUGAAAAGAUCGGCUAUGUGAUGAGUGGCACUCGUCAUAAAAGUAUGGAAGCGACUCGCCUACGCAAGGAAAAUCAGGUGAUGACUGCAGAAGAGAAACGGCUUCUAAGUGGCUUUACUCAUGACGAAAGGAAGAAGAAAGAAGAAAUCGUACUGCAACAGUUCAAAAGCUUUAUCGAAUCAAAAAAAAGCAAGAACUGA